AUGCCUGCAGCUACAAGCACUGCCGUGGAUAAGCUCACUGGCGACAUCCAGUCCACGACUGCCUUUCUAAAGAUUCUAAAGACCAUGCAGGGCAACGCUUGCUUGGCUGGUGUUCGUGAGACACAAUGCCUUGCUUUGUCACAGCGACUCCAAGGCUUGCAAUGCACAGCCGAGGAGGGCACCAACAUCAUGGCAGCAUGGCAACAAGGGCCGUGGUCAAGCGAGCAAACCGAGAAGUUUAGCCAGGCUCUGAGCACUGCUGUGGCGGCCCAUUCCACUGGGCAAGCCAAGGGCACGAAAAGGGGUAUGCAGAACAUCGCCAGCUUCCAGCCGUACCUCUCGGGCAAGGACAUGCAACAGCCCUCCAGCGCCGAUGUCAACCUGCACAGCAAGAUCGACAUCCUCGCCACAAAAUGCUUCCGAUUGCGAAUCAGCUGCCCCUCGGAGGGGUCUGUGAGGAUGAUCAUGGCAACCCUCCAGCUUCAGGGGACCGAGGCUGAGAAGUAUGCCCAUGUCCAGACCUUCAAGAAGCUGCUUAAGGCCAAGGACAAGAAGAUGGUCAAGGGUACCCACCUCCUCGUGUAUCCUGCUGGUGGCCCAUCCGAGCUAGCCGAUCAGCAACUGGCAGCACAGGCCUACGAUGCUGACGACCCCCCUUGCAGCCAGGCAAGUCAGAACCCCAAUGCCAUCGCCUCGUCUGCCCAUGGCUUGUUUGUGAGGAAGUCAGCCAAAACGGUCAGGGACAGCAUGGGCACGAACAUGGGUGGAUCAUCCGGCUGGGCAUUCCCAGGGAUGCCCAACUUCAUGAACCCUGCAGGCGGCAUGAACACCAUGAUGGGGAUGCUGCAGUGCAUCCAGGCAAUGCAGAGUCAAACAACACAACAGGGUGGAUUGUCUGGGCUGCAGAUCUUCGCUCCGGGCACCAACAAGGUGAAUGGAGGCACGGGCCCACAGACCCUGCCGGCGAUUGGUAAUGGUGGCCCGUCCUCCUCGACUGCAGCAGCGAUCGCGAAUGGGGCCCCCAGCUCGGGGAACACGUCUGCAGGCGCUUUGCCGUUGCCAAACAUCUCGACGUCUGCAGGAGGAAUGCAGCUGCAGAUGGAGGAGGAACAGAACCACGACCAAUCGGCAGAGCAGGAGAACAAGGACGACAACACCGCCGCCGCCGGGAAGACUCAAACUGCAGCAAUGGGGUGCAUGCAGACAGUCGCCGAUGCCUUGCAAAGCAGGAACAACAAAAAGCCCGCCAAGGCAAAGGCCAAGGCCGGGAUGACGAAGGCCAACAACAAGGCAGCCAAGGCCAAAGCCAUGCCCGUGAUGAAGAAGCCCGCAGCACUUUCGAAAUCGAAAGGCCCAAAGGGCACAGCACGGCCAACCCGUGAGUACUAUGCACAGCUGAGCUAUGCGAAGAGAGUGGCAUUGAGGCCGGAGGGGCCGGCUGCCCUAGAAUCAGUCCUGCAAGACCUUGGCCACGAUGACGGCACGAGCAGGAGAAGCAUCAAGAGAGCCCGGGAUGAGCAGGUCGCAGUGGAGACCGACUUCGGGCACUUGCUGAGCCACAUUGAAGUGGAUGUGCUAGAGAAAAAGCAAGUUGCAAAGGUGUCACUACCGAUCCUGAACAUUCGGGCCUUUCUGGCACAUCUUUGCAAGCACCCUGGCACUGCAGCAUUCUUCGCGAGGCGACAUGCAGAAAUGCCAAGCUCGGCUGAGAAGGCAUGGCGGAUUUGCCUAUAUUGUGACGAGAUCACUCCGGGGAACCAACUACGGUCUACGAAUCAGAGGAAAGUCCAUGCUUUCUACAUCAGCUUCUUCGAGUAUGGACCAGAGGCUAGAUGUCAAGAGGAGGCAUGGUAUUGCAUCUGCCUUUGCAGAAGCCAGCUGGUCAACAAGAUGGUCGGGGGCUUUUCGGCAUUAACCCAUGCCAUCGUCACCAUGCCUGACUUCGCAGCAUUGCCGAAUGGAUGCUUGCUCACCCUGCCCAGUGGCGAAAGGCUAAUGUUUUUUGCUCGCAUCGACACGUUCCUUGCAGACGAAGGUGCUAUCAAAUUAGUCUUUGACAUACAGGGGGCCUCAGGCAUUCUCCCAUGCGGUCUGUGUGCCAACGUCGCGGGGAAGACUGGAGUGGAGCAACACGAUGCUUCUGGUUCUCUGUGUACGAUUGCAUGCACCGAUGGUCGUCGCUUCAUCUUCAAGACGGACGACGACAUAUAUCAGGCACAUGCACAGAUGGAAGCUAUGCAUGGACGAUGCUCGCAGGCACAAUUCGAGCAGAUGCAGAAGGCUUGUGGCAUCAAUUUCAACAUGCAGGGUGUGAUUGCAAAGAAAAGUCUGCCCUUGGUGCAAACAUGCAUGUAUGACUUCAUGCACAUCUAUUUCGUGCAUGGAUUGUUUCACCUAGAAACUGGCAUGCUUCUGCCACAACUAUACCAUGCAGGUUGCUCACCGGAGGCUAUCUUGGAUUUCAUGAAAUCCUUCACCUGGCCUCAGAGCCAGCAGGGGAUCAUCAAGGAAACCCUGCAGUGCUUCCAGAAGAAGAUCGAGAAGAGCGAGGGCUUCAAGGGGAGUGCCUCCCAGUGCCUCAACUGCUACCCUUUGCUGCGAGCAUACGUGCUGAGCCUGGCUCCCGGGGCCAUCAGUGCAGAGGUGAAGAAAGCUUGCAAAUCCUUUCUCAAUUUGUGUCUCGUUCUUGACAUGCUCAUGGAAGGCAAUCGUGGCCAGGUGCUUGUCCCAGCAGAACUGCAGAGGCUCAUUACCCAACACUGUCAGGGGUUUAUGGAAACUUAUGGACCCGAGAGUGCGAUCCCGAAGCUGCACUACUCGAUGCACUUGCCGAUGAUGCUUGCUGCAAAGAAAACAUUGGUUUCUUGUUUCACCCACGAGCGAAAACACAGGGCCAUCAAGGAGUUGGCCAACCAUCUGAACAACCCGGGCUCAUGGUACGAGGCAUCGAUGAUGAAGGAAGGUCUAGGCAAGCUUGUGAUGGCAAUGACCAGCGGACCUGCAUUUGCUAUGGAAGCCCAUCUCAUCUCGCCAAAACUGGCAGAUGAAAAUCUGUUGCGAGUGCUCGCUCAGACCUUCGGCCUUGCAGGUGCUCACAAUGCACAGGCCUCAUCUCGUGUUCAGGCUGCACCGGGGCAAGUCUGCACAAAAGGCGAUUUCGUGAUCUUGAAAGCCGGUGGAGUUGCAGAGGCCUGGUUGUUCUGCAGGUUGGGAACUGGAGAGUUGCUGGCUUUGCUCACCGAGUUUGAAGCAUGUGGGCGAAACGUUUUCAAGAGAACGGCAGCCGAUGCCCGAUUUAUGCAGGUGGUUGACAUUAAGAGGGCAUGCCUCGUCAAAAGACUGGGAGCCGACAAAGUGCAGGUUGUGCCGUGA
Messenger RNA from Symbiodinium sp. CCMP2592, 3372 nucleotides. The record is from the annotation of a GenBank genome assembly. Lineage: Eukaryota; Dinophyceae; Suessiales; Symbiodiniaceae.